Neoarius graeffei (lesser salmon catfish) is the source of this 3162-nucleotide messenger RNA. It is a transcript of the gene pou5f3, whose product is annotated as POU domain, class 5, transcription factor 3. NCBI's taxonomy places the organism in Eukaryota, Metazoa, Chordata, Actinopteri, Siluriformes, Ariidae. The coding region runs from base 750 to 2207 and encodes 485 amino acids. Gene Ontology annotation, molecular function: DNA-binding transcription factor activity, RNA polymerase II-specific; RNA polymerase II cis-regulatory region sequence-specific DNA binding. The record is from RefSeq and is a predicted model, not a curated record. The transcript has 5 exons. Gene Ontology annotation, biological process: regulation of transcription by RNA polymerase II.
AAACGUGUUCUAAUGAUUUUUUUUUUUUUUAUGAGCAAUCUUCUAACCACUCAAGCCUAUUCUUUUUUCUUAACUCUGGAUGUAAAAUUUCAAUAUGAAGGAAGCCUAAUUAAGAAGAACUGCUUGAACCAUGGUGCAUGUUAAACAUGUUAACUGGUUUGCAUUAGAAAUACAGUGCAUGGAGGUGGAUUACUGCAGGAUGAAUACAAAGGUCAUAGUUUAGUCAGCCUCAGAGGACUAUGAACAGGCCCAAUGUUUAUUUCUCCUGCACCGUGCUUUAUGUUUUAAAAAGCUUAAUAUAUGCCCUAUACAUAUUCUUACAUAAUAAACUAGAACGCAGCUCGAUACUCCUUCACCAUAUAGAAGUGGAUCCAAUGAGGAGUCGUUGGGCUUUCAUUGGUAGAAAUCAAGUUCAUUCACAAAUACCCCAUCAGCUGUGCUCUAUUGUUUAGUGGUGACCAAUGGGAGGUGAGAUCAUUAACACUCCUGCCUCCACCAUGGACUGAUUAGGAAAAGCUGGGAGUAGGCUCCAGUCCCCACUCGGAAGUUUGACCUUUUGAAGGAGGGUGGUAGGAGGAAUUUAAUUGAUGGUAGUAAACGAGGCCUGGUCACAUUUUCACACACUCCGGAGCUGGAUCCUGAGCCGUUCAAUCUCUAAAUUUUUAGUCUUAGUAUGGACCUGAUUAACACGACUUAAAAGCAGGACGUUUGUGUUCUUCAUCGUGGUAGCAUUGUUUCGUUGUCGGAGGAUGUCGGAUCGUCCAGAAAGUCCUCCAGAAGACCGGGCGUACGAGCUGUCGAGGCCCAUGUCCUCGUAUUCUUCAGCAGCAGUGGGACAUGAAGGUCUGCAGUUUCCACCCAGCAUGCUCCAAGAUCCAGGUGUGCUCUUCAACAAGGCGUCUUUUAACGGCCUGGGUGCUGCUCAUGCGCAGACGUUUUUCUCUUUCCCGUCGGUUGGAGGAGACCCGCAGGUUGGUGAUUUUACUCAGCCCAAACACUGGUACCCGUUCACGGCCCCUGAGUACACAGGGCAGGUGGCGGGGGCCACUGCGGCCACACCGCAGCCUGCUAACAUGAGCCCUCCAAUCGCUGAGACCCGGGAGCAAAUCAAGAUUCCAGAGGUUAAGACUGAGAAAGAGGUGGGUGAAGAGUAUGGUGGUGGUGGUGCUGCUGCUUCUGAGACCAAAUUUCAGCCACAGUUUCUCGGCCCAGCAACCUCCAUGCCCGCUGGAGUGUACUACCCAACUUCUGCGCCAUGGACGCCGUCUUUCUGGCCUGGUCUCUCUCAUAUCGCAGCCCCGACUACCGUAGCCCAAGCCCCACCAACCCCGUCUGCUUCAUCUCCUUCUUUGUCACCAUCUCCACCCGGAAACGGCUUCUCCAGCCCUGGCUUUUACAGCGGAGGAGCCGCCGCCGCCGCCACUCAGGUCGCCGUCACCACCACCGCAAGCAGCAGCGCCACCAGCACCCAGGUGCAGAACAGCGCCCGCAGCAGCAGCUCUUCCAGCGGUGGCUGUAGCGACUCCGAGGAAGAGGAGAACCUGACUACAGAUGAUCUGGAGCAGUUUGCCAAGGAGCUAAAGCACAAGCGCAUCACACUUGGCUUUACACAAGCAGAUGUCGGACUUGCGCUUGGGAACCUCUAUGGGAAGAUGUUCAGUCAGACAACCAUCUGUCGCUUCGAGGCUCUUCAGCUCAGUUUUAAGAACAUGUGCAAGCUCAAGCCGCUGCUCCAGAAAUGGCUGAACGAAGCAGAAACUUCAGAAAACCCGCAAGAUAUGUACAAAGUUGAGCGCGUUUUUGUCGACACGAGAAAAAGGAAGAGGAGGACCAGCUUGGAGGGUUCGGUCCGCACUGCCCUCGAGUCCUACUUUCUCAAGUGUCCCAAGCCUAAUACUCUGGAAAUAACGCAUAUAUCUGAUGAUCUUGGCUUGGAGAGAGAUGUGGUGCGCGUGUGGUUCUGUAACCGCAGACAGAAAGGCAAGCGGCUGGCUCUGCCCUUCGAUGAAGAGGGCGCUGAAGGUCAGUACUACGAUCAAAGCCCAACGCCACCUCCACACAUGGGUGGCACGUCCCUUUCGGGUCAGGGUUACCCAGGACCCGGUCACGCCAGCAGCAUGCCAGCGCUGUAUAUGCCACAGCUUCAUCGACCAGAGGUCUUCAAACAGGCCAUACAUCCUGGACUAGUGGGUCAUCUCUCUAGCUAAGCUGGUUGCUUCUAGCCGACACACCCUUUCAAGCAAUAGAGCAUGGUGCAGUGUGUCAAUAAGGGAAAUUGCACGUUGCUCAAUUGUUUCAAGCAAAAUGGGCUUCCUCUUGAAACAAUCUUGCAUUCAGCUUGCUUUGUUCCAAAUAUGAUAUUUGAAAUCUGAGCCUUUCUGGUUGAGAAAUGAGCACCUUGUUGCUGUGUGUGGUGUUCAUCUGAUCACAUCAGAGGGUUCUGAAGUAUUUUAAAUUACUUGAUCAAAUUAAUUUGCACAAACUGGUGGUUUGUUGUGUGUGGGUGUUGUUUUUUUUGUUUGUUUGUUUUUGUUUUUUUAAAUGCACCCCGAUUAUCCCCUUCCCAAUUUUUCAAUCUGUAAAUAUAUAUUCAUCGUCCUUCCCCUUUGUGGGCUUUUUAGAUAAAAUUUUAACUUGUGUGGGGUUUUUGAUUAAUGGGUGGGUAAGAAGAAAAGAUUUGUCAAAGGUUUUGAUCGUUUUAUUCUGGAUCCUUUUACUGAUCUACUACAAAUAUGGAUAAGUGACGGAUUGUGUGUAAAAAUGAAGUUGGCCUUUUGAAAGGGCAUUAAACGCUGCUUUGACGCUGCAUUUGGUAACUUGCACAUGUUGAACAAUUUGUUUUGAAUUUUUUUUUUUCUUGACUUGCGUGCCUUAUCUGCUUAUCACAUCUUCAUUAAAUAUGCUUGUAUACAACCCUGUAAAUGAUGUGAAACUUGAUGUAAUUUAUUUGCAAGCUGCAGUGAUGUCAAUUUUGCAAGAAAGACAUGUACAUUUCCUCGCUUAGAUUGUUGGCUAUUAAAACGAUUCCUUUUGACAGCUCAAAUAUUUGGGGUGAUUUUGGUUCUUGGGGAAGUAGUGCUUCAUAUAUUACUACUUUUGAUGGGUAUAAAUGAUUUUUAAAGAAAGGGGUGGUUCUUUAUAACUAGCUGAAUAAGUGUUGGU